AUGGAGACGCUCUGCCUGGCUCCUUCACCCUCAUCUCUGCUUCUCACAACACGGCACAAUAAUCAACAGAACCUUAGACACCAAGCAUGCACCAUUACUGCUGUGUUCACAAACCCAGCAGAAGUGAUUUCCCUCAAACCUUCAACACCACUCAACCCUUUCGAAAAGGCACCGCACAAACCCUUCCACCAAACUCAGCCGUUGAAGAAAGUCUCCGCGGAGUCGUUGAAGUACGAGAGCGGCUUUCUUGGUGCGGUGCCUGAUAAGUCUGGCGGAGAUAAUGGAAGAGAAGGAAACAAUAACAUUCAUGAUGCCAUGAGAUACUUGACAAAGAUUUUGACGUCUAAUGUUUAUGAUGUUUCCAUUGAGUCGCCAUUGGACUAUGCUCCAAAGCUCUCUGAGAAGCUCCAUGCUAAUCUUUGGCUCAAGAGAGAGGACCUACAACCUGUCUUCUCCUUUAAAAUCCGAGGAGCUUACAAUAUGAUGGCUAAGCUUUCAAGACAGCAAUUAGCCAGGGGUGUCAUUUGUUCAUCAGCAGGGAAUCAUGCUCAAGGAGUUGCACUAUCAGCACAAAAACUUGGUUGCAGUGCUGUGAUAGUCAUGCCUCUUACAACUCCUAAAAUCAAAUGGAAAACAGUGGAGAAGUUAGGGGCAACGGUUGUGCUUAUAGGUGAAUCGUAUGACGAAGCCGAAGCGUAUGCACAACAAAGGGCCAAAGAUGAAGGCUUAAUAUUUGUGCAUCCUUUUGAUCACCCGGAUGUCAUAGCAGGCCAAGGAACCAUAGGAAUGGAGAUCAUGCGUCAAAUUCAAGAUCCAUUGCAUGCAAUCUUUGUGCCUGUUGGUGGUGGUGGACUCAUAGCUGGUAUUGCUGCCUACGUGAGGAGAGUUCACCCAAAGGUGAAGAUUAUUGGUGUAGAGGCAUAUGAUGCAAAUGCAAUGGCACUAUCCAUACACCAUGGGAAGAGAAUUAUGUUAGAAAGGGCAGGAGGAUUUGCAGAUGGCAUAGCAGUAAAAAAAGUCGGGGAAGAAACUUUCCGUUUAUGCAGAGAACUCAUCGAUGGAGUUGUCCUCGUCGAUCAUGAUGCCAUUUGUGCAUCAAUUAAAGAUAUGUUUGAGGAAAAUCGGAGCAUACUUGAACCAGCGGGAGCUGUAGCCAUUGCUGGGGCAGAAACAUAUUGCAAACAUUAUGGGCUGAAGGGUGAAAAUGUCGUGGCUAUAACCAGUGGAGCUAACAUGAACUUUGACAGACUAGGGUUUGUAUCCCAACUUGCUGUUGGUAGGAGAUGUGAAUAA
This is a messenger RNA of Prunus armeniaca (apricot), 1293 nucleotides long. The record is from the annotation of a GenBank genome assembly. Lineage: Eukaryota; Viridiplantae; Streptophyta; Magnoliopsida; Rosales; Rosaceae.